Messenger RNA from Carlito syrichta (Philippine tarsier), 1728 nucleotides. RefSeq names its product DNA repair-scaffolding protein-like. The record is from RefSeq and is a predicted model, not a curated record. Gene Ontology annotation, biological process: regulation of establishment of protein localization to chromosome; double-strand break repair via homologous recombination. The transcript is spliced from 11 exons. Lineage: Eukaryota; Metazoa; Chordata; Mammalia; Primates; Tarsiidae. Bases 1 to 1728 code for a protein of 575 amino acids. Gene Ontology annotation, cellular component: nuclear chromosome; nucleoplasm.
AUGAAGAAAAUGAAAAGGAAGAGAAAGAAAAAAGCCAGUGCCUUUUGUUAUGUGGGCAUGGAAUAUGUGCUCUUGCCGUACCGAUUCAGUGAUCUUUCAGUCGAUUCAGAGUCUGCUGUUUUCAUUGAUUUGCUAGUCAAGGGGCUUUUAGUGCCAGUGAAGUUCUUGACAAAUAGCCAGAAAGCAGCCACAUUAAUCAAGUCAAGUUCUACAGAAAUUUUGGAAUAUUCAUCAGAUAGUGAAAAAGAAGUUGACUCGGAAAAUGUCCUAUUCAUUGAUUCAGAAUCCCCUCACAAAUACCACAUGGAGUUUGGAUUGGAUACAAGACAGGUUAUAAAGAGACUGAUAGACCCAGGGGCAGAAUCGACAGAGACCGUCUUGUAUACACCCCAGAAACGGACACCUAAGUAUCCCAGGACUCCAGAAAGUUCAACAAAGAAGAAACUUUUAAGAGGCGGGCUAGCAGAAAGACUGAGUGGGCUACAGAACCGAGAGAGAUCUGCCAUUUCUUUGUGGAGACAUCAGUGUGUUCCUUACCAAAAGACACUUUCAGGUAGAAAAUCUUGUGUAUUAACUGUGAAAAUCCUAGAGCUGCACGAGGAAUGCACCAUGCAAGUUGCCAUGUGUGAACAGUUAUUGGGGCCACCAGCCACCAGCCCCUCCUGCAGUGUGGCUCCCAGGCCUGGAGCCAGCCUCAGAGUUCUCUUCACCAAGGAGACUGCAGGCCACCUCAGGGGUCGUCCCCAGGACAUUGUCCACAUCUUCCCUCCCUGGCAAAAACUAAUUAUUCCAAAUGGAAGUUACCCUGUUAUUCUGAACACUCAUUUUUGUGAGAAAGUUGUUCCCAAGGAAGAUUCAGAAAUAACUUAUGAAAAGUACCAUCAGGAUAUACCCCUUCCAAGAAGAAGCAUCACUUUGGCCCAGAUAUUUAGAAUUAAGGGUCUAACAAAUAAUUCACCUGAAAUUCAGGUUGUGUGCAGUGGUGCGGCCACCAUGGGGACAAGCAUGACCCACCAGCAUGAAGAAGCCAGACAGCACAUCCCAACCAGCACUCCCCUGAGGGACUCUCUCCUGGACGUGGUGGAAAGCCAGGGAGCUGCUCCAUGGCUGGGAGCUGGAGUCCGAGUGGUAGUGCAGAGAAUGUACUCUCUUCCUGGCAAAGACAGCACCAGGGGCCAGCAGGGGUGCAGCUCAGGGCACACAGACCCCCUUGGAGCUCGGAUGACUUUCUUUGAUCUCUUGCUCUACCCCAAAGAUCUUUCUGUUAGUGCAUUUAAGGACAAGCUUGGCCACUAUGUAUUUUCUCAUUCGGGCAGUGUCACUUUUCAGAGAUCAGUGAAAGCUUAUCUUCUGAUGGCAGACAGCUCAGUUGCUGCCAACUUUGAAAUGAAAGGAAAUAUAUAUGAAGCCAACCAGUCCUUUUCAGGGUCAAAUUCAUAUCCAGACGUGAUAUAUGCAACCAUAGUUCUAAGUUUGCAUCUGAACCUGUCCGUGGUGAUUUUCCAGCACCUGUUAUCCAUCAAGAUCAAGAACGAUUUCAAGGUGGCCCUACAUAAAAGGCACGGGAUUUUUUCCUUCCUGUUCCUGACCUUUCCCUGGAAACUUUUGUUCUUAAAAGAGACUGGAGACCUGACCCCGUCGUCGUGGGCCCCCCCCCCCCCCCCCACCGCCAGUGCCUGCAGCUGCAAUUGGCAGCAGCACUGUGGCCACACUGGAACUUUCCUGUGA